Messenger RNA from Sander lucioperca (pikeperch), 2329 nucleotides. It is a transcript of the gene prkab1a, whose product is annotated as protein kinase, AMP-activated, beta 1 non-catalytic subunit, a. The transcript has 8 exons. Gene Ontology annotation, molecular function: protein kinase binding. The record is from RefSeq and is a predicted model, not a curated record. The coding region runs from base 184 to 993 and encodes 269 amino acids. Gene Ontology annotation, cellular component: cytoplasm; nucleotide-activated protein kinase complex; nucleus. Lineage: Eukaryota; Metazoa; Chordata; Actinopteri; Perciformes; Percidae. Gene Ontology annotation, biological process: signal transduction.
GGACUACUGCGCGUGCGCAAACCAGGGGGCGGGUUUGUUUACUGAGACAAAAUGUUUCCUAACCCGACGAAAUGGGUCAGAUGAGCUAACACGGAUACCUACGACGGUAAACGCUUCUUAGUCUUCUCUAUGUUGGCUUUUUACUUAUAGUGACCUUGUGCCAGCCUACAAGAAGACAACGCCAUGGGGAAUACCAACAGUGAGAGGGCUGCCAUGGGACAGGGGGAGAAGGCUCAGAGGAGGGACAGCCGAGGAACCAAGGACGGAGGGGGGCCAAAAAUCCUGAUGGACAGCCCCGAGGACGCAGAUAUUUUUCACGGUGAUGACAUGAAAGCGCCUUUAGGGAAAGAAGAGUUCCUUAAAUGGCAGCAAGACUUAGAAGCAGAUGACAAAGGGCCAACUCUAGACCGCCCCACAGUCUUUCGCUGGACUGGAGAUGGCAAAGAGGUCUACCUCUCUGGAUCCUUCAACAACUGGGCCAACAAGAUUCCCCUUAUUAGAAGUCAGAACACCUUUGUGGCCAUUGUUGAUCUACCUGAAGGGGAGCAUCAGUACAAGUUUUAUGUGGAUGGCCAGUGGACCCACGACCCAGCUGAGCCAGUUGUUACCAGUCAGCUCGGGACAGUCAACAAUAUCAUCCAGGUGAAGAAAACGGACUUUGAGGUGUUUGAUGCUCUAAUGGUGGACUCGCAGAAAUGCUCCGACAUGUCAGACCUCUCCAGCUCUCCUCCCGGGCCCUAUCACCAGGAUGCCUAUGUUCCUAAACAGGAAGAGAAGUUUAAGUCUCCACCCAUACUCCCACCCCACCUGCUACAGGUCAUCCUCAACAAAGACACUGGGAUUUCUUGUGACCCUGCAUUACUCCCAGAACCCAAUCAUGUCAUGCUCAACCACCUCUACGCUCUUUCCAUUAAGGAUGGAGUGAUGGUGCUCAGUGCGACACAUCGCUACAAGAAGAAGUAUGUCACCACCUUGCUAUAUAAGCCCAUCUGACUGAAGACUGCCUUUUCAAUCCCGACCGAGUGUGUUAACUGUACACGGAGUGUACAAAAUAUUAGCUCCCCCCUGUUCUUUCUAUAACACAGAGAGAGCAGGCGAAUCCGGGACAUAACGCCUGGAUGACAAUCUCAGGUUAAGCUAAAGCUAAUGAGAGGUUAACAGCUCAGAGAUUAUAUCUUGUACACUCACUGUAUACCCAGUUGUUGUACACAUCCGUUUAGGAUGAUACAAUGCCGCUCAGUCACUCCAAUCCUACAUAAUCUGCCUUUAUUUGUUCACUGAUUACCCUCUGAGGUUUUCAACACUACCUUUGCUUAGUAGACAUAGAGAGCCAGUACUAAUGAGGUAGGACACUAUGACGUGUCUAUGAUCAAAACAGACAGAAAGAGGAGGAUUGGUAAUGCUGGGAAAAUGGGGCUGAAAGUCCUCAGACACGUGAGGCUGCUGUAGUGUUUCCCACCAUUGAGAAGACAACAGCGCUACAAUCAAGAAUGUGGACGUCAAAGAAGGAAUACAUGCACUGCAGUAGUUCUCCACUGUUUUCAUUUGCCUGUUUAUCAUGAUAAAUUGCUGAGUUUUAUUUAGUGAUAGUGAAAAAGCACACAGUAGAUCUUUUUUUAUCAUUCAAGUGUUCAGUAAUGUGGGUUUUUUUUCUACUUUGGUUGAUGAUGUUUGUUUAGUUGUCAAAAGUGUUCUAUAGUUGGUUGCAGUGUUGUGGUAAAGACUUAAAAAGAGCAGCUUGUUAGUUGGGAUCAAGACAACGUAGUUAGACCAAAACAUAAUGAUUUAUCAUUUUUUGAGAAUACAUUUUUGGUCUUAACUUGAUUAGCUUAGCACUACGAGAACAAAGUGUAUUUUUAAUGUAGAAUAUGCAUACAGUGUAUGUACACUUGCAGCACGACAAUGUAUCAGAAGAUGCUUACCCUUUUGAACGCAAAAGAAGGUUAAGUGGUCUUUUACACUGAAUAACAUAACAUAAUGUUCCUUCUUUAAUUAUAUAUAAAUGCAUUCCAAAAAUGAAGAGUCACAUGAAGUAGUUGUUGCCCGCCGGCUCAGUCAAUAUGGCAUCGUUGGUACCCAAUCUUCAGUAGCAGUGCCAGUUUCAGAUGGUUGAUGAAAAAACACUAAAGACAUGUUACAGGAAACCAAAAUAUGUAGGUGGACAUUACCAAAUCACUAAUGAAGGGACCAGCAUAGGAUUAUGAGUUUAUUAGAGUUUAUUAUUAAUGUUUUUUUUAUAGUUGACAUGUUUGUACUCUUCAUGGUUUAUGUAUUUCAUGAAGUAUGAAGGACUGGAAUGUGUUUUAAGUUAAAGAUAUGACUUGUAGCA